Messenger RNA from Aethina tumida (small hive beetle), 1297 nucleotides. Its product is annotated as protein phosphatase inhibitor 2-like. The coding region runs from base 93 to 602 and encodes 169 amino acids. The record is from RefSeq and is a predicted model, not a curated record. The transcript is spliced from 4 exons. Gene Ontology annotation, biological process: regulation of signal transduction. Gene Ontology annotation, molecular function: protein phosphatase inhibitor activity. Lineage: Eukaryota; Metazoa; Arthropoda; Insecta; Coleoptera; Nitidulidae.
CAGAUUGGACAAUUUUUCCCACACUAAAUUAAAAAUUCUCAAUCUGCAAUACAAUUUCUCGUGCUUCGGGAAAUUUGUCCCAUUUGACAACAAUGGAACAUAUGGCAGAAAACUUGAAGAAACGACCUUCGAAAGGCAUAUUGAAGAACUCCAGCAGCUUCGACCACCCGCAGUCGCAGACGUCGGUGACGAAACAAAGGAAACAGAGCAAGGGGGCAAAAUGGGACGAGAUGAACAUAAUCGCGACGUACCACCCGCCCGGCAAGGACUACGGGCACAUGAAGGUGGACGAACCGAAGACCCCGUACAAUUACGAGUACACGAGCGAUAAUGUGGACGGACUGGACGCCUCCGAUCUGGCGGAAAAGAUAAGACUGGCGGCGGAAAUGCCGCCGAAAGUGCUGCAGGACAAAACUGAAUCUGAAUCAGAUUCAGAUGAAGAAAUGACUGAAGAGGAACGGAUGAAACGCAAGGCGUUCAUAGAGAAACGGAAAAAACAUUAUAACGAGUUUGAGGCGAUCAAAUUGGCCCGCAAAUUACUAGAGGAAGAAAAGGAUGAUGAUGAUGAAGAUGAAGAAGCUGGAACAAGUUCCAAUUUUUAAGUAGUUGUGAUAGUUUCUUUUUGUUUUUCUUCUGGGGGGAUUUGUGUAAAUAAAACUGGGGUUUUUUUGUACCUAAAUUUUGGUGCAGUCCGUUUUUUACGUUUUUCAUUUUUGUCGGUCUUCCAGAUGCUUUUUGAUGUGCCAUUUAAUCAAAACUGAUGAAGAAAAAUGCAUUAUUAUUAUUAUUAUUGUAUAUUUAUUAUGACAAAUAAUUAUUUAUUACAUUUGUAGCAGCUUUUGUUGUUAAUUUUAUUGAUUAGGCUGUGUAAGACAAUGUAUUUAAGUAUUAUUGUAAUUUUAUUUUAGUAUUGCGAACAAAAUUCAAAUAUUUUACAGACAGUACAAAGUUACAGGUUUUUGGUUCAUUGAUAUUAUAAAAUUAUUUUUGUAAAAAACAUAUCUGUUGUUGAAUAAUUAAAACAAAACACCACAAUAUAUAUAUAUAUAUAUAUAUAUAUAUGAUAUAUAUUAUAUAAGAAUAAAAGACAUAUUUAAAUAUAAAUUUGUGGAUAGGGACAUUAAAAAUAAUGCAGCACACUCACAAUUUUAUUAUUUAACCAUUAACAGAAAGUACAGUAAACGGCUAUAAAUACAAUUGCAUGUUCCAUUAAAUGUUGCUCCUAUCCAAAUUGUUGUCAAUAAAUUAUAUAACAGGUUGUAAAUUACCGAAUUAAAACAUAUAAAUAUUAAUUAAA